Messenger RNA from Gastrolobium bilobum, 1366 nucleotides. Its product is annotated as thiamine thiazole synthase, chloroplastic-like. Gene Ontology annotation, biological process: thiamine biosynthetic process. Bases 54 to 1127 code for a protein of 357 amino acids. Lineage: Eukaryota; Viridiplantae; Streptophyta; Magnoliopsida; Fabales; Fabaceae. The record is from RefSeq and is a predicted model, not a curated record. The transcript has 3 exons.
UUCACAGUUCACACACUACAACUAACUGCUUCUGCUUCUACUUCAGUUUGAUCAUGGCUUCAACCAUCACUUCCUCAUUCCUCUACACCAAAACUCCAAACCCUUCUUCUCUCUUCGACAAACCUUCAUCCUUCAAUGUCACCCCUACCCUUCGCCUUCAACCAACCAAACCCCACGUGGCACGCAGGCUCUGUGCUUCCAUGUCAGCAGCAGCGGCACCCUCACCACCACCCUAUGACCUGUGCUCCUUCAGGUUCGAUCCCAUAAAGGAGUCGAUCGUGUCACGGGAAAUGACCCGCAGGUACAUGACCGACAUGGUUACACACGCUGACACCGAUGUUGUCAUCGUGGGUGCCGGUUCCGCUGGGCUAUCAUGCGCCUAUGAACUCAGCAAGAACCCUUCCGUUCAGAUCGCCAUCGUUGAACAAUCCGUUAGUCCCGGUGGUGGCGCUUGGCUCGGUGGCCAACUCUUCUCUGCCAUGGUAGUGCGUAAGCCAGCACAUAUUUUCCUAGAUGAGAUUGGUGUUGAGUAUGAUGAGCAAGACAACUACGUGGUGAUCAAGCACGCUGCUUUGUUUACAUCUACCAUAAUGAGCAAGCUCCUGGCUAGGCCAAACGUGAAGCUUUUCAAUGCUGUGGCAGCUGAGGAUUUGAUUGUGAAGAAUGGGAGAGUUGGUGGGGUUGUGACUAAUUGGGCCUUGGUUUCCAUGAACCAUGACACUCAAUCAUGCAUGGAUCCUAAUGUUAUGGAGGCCAAGGUCGUGGUGAGUUCUUGUGGGCAUGAUGGCCCUUUUGGAGCUACUGGGGUGAAGAGGCUCAAGAGUAUUGGGUUGAUUGAUAGUGUCCCAGGGAUGAAGGCCCUUGACAUGAAUACAGCAGAGGAUGCUAUUGUGAGGCUCACCAGGGAGGUUGUGCCUGGAAUGAUUGUUACUGGGAUGGAAGUGGCUGAGAUUGAUGGUGCUCCAAGAAUGGGUCCAACAUUUGGAGCAAUGAUGAUAUCAGGACAGAAGGCAGCCCAUUUGGCGCUGAGAUCACUGGGACUUCCAAAUGCUGUUGAUUAUGCAACAAACAUUCACCCUGAGCUUGUGCUAGCUGCUGCAGAGUCUGCUGAAAUCGCCGACGCUUAAUCAAUGUAGAAUUAACUUUCAGUUGAUAGUGUCAAUGCCCAAAGCCAGAAAUAAUAAUUGCUGUUUGGGGUUAAAGCCUUGAUGGUGUUGGUAGUCAUGGAUAUGCUGGUUAAUGUGACUGUGUAUCAAGUUUUGUUAAUAACAUGAAUGUGUGUGCCAACUCAAACUCCUGUGUGCCUCUCUCUCUCUCUCUCUCUCUCUCUCUCUCUCUUAGCCUAACUGAAUUGGCCUUUAUUUGG